CCGUGGUUGCGAGCUGUUGGAGUCGGUGCUGCACCCUAAAGGUUCCCCAAGCGCAGGCGGCGGAGCGGCUCCGGGACGGCGGGGUUCGCCUCGGGGCCGAGCAGAUACCAUUGGGUGGUUUUAAUCAGGAAUGAAAUGUUCUGAAAGCUAAGAGCAGAAGCCUUUUUGGUCAACAUGGAAGACAAAAGACGGCGAGCCCGAGUGCAGGGAGCCUGGGCUGGCCCUGCUAAGAGCCAGGCCACUGCUCAGCCAGCUACCACUGCUAAGAGCCAUCUCCACCAGAGGCCUGGUCAGACCUGGACAAACAAGGAGCAUCAUCUUUUGGAUAGACAGUUCGUAUUCAGAGAACCCCAGGAGGUAGUACGCAGAGCCCCAGAGCCACGAGUGAUUGACAGAGAAGGUGUGUAUGAUAUCAGCGUGUCACCCACAGGCGUAUCUAGGGUGUGUUUGUAUCCUGGCUUUGUUGACCUGAAAGAAGCCGACUGGGUAUUGGAACAACUUUGUGAGGUUGUUCCCUGGAAACAGAGGACCGGCAUCAGAGAGGAUGUAACUUACAAGCAACCAAGACUUACAGCAUGGUAUGGAGAACUUCCUUACACUUAUUCAAGAAUCACUAUGGAACCAAAUGCUCACUGGCAUCCUGUGCUGCUCACACUGAAGGACCAGAUUGAAAAGAACACUGGCCACACCUUCAACUCCUUGCUCUGCAACCUUUACCGAAAUGAGAAAGACAGUGUCGACUGGCAUAGUGACGAUGAACCGUCGCUAGGGAGAUGUCCCAUCAUUGCUUCGCUGAGUUUUGGUGCCACACGCACUUUUGAGAUGAGAAGGAAGCCCCCACCAGAAGAGAAUGGAGACUACACCUAUGUGGAAAGAGUGAAGAUACCCUUGGAUCAUGGGACCUUGUUAAUCAUGGAAGGAGCUACACAAGCUGACUGGCAGCAUCGAGUGCCCCAAAGAAUACCACUCCAGAGAACCGAGAAUAAACCUGACCUUUCGGACAGUUUAUCCAGACCCCAGAGGGGGCGCGCUGGUGACGGGUGGUCUUUGUGAGGAGCUCUGCUGAGACUGAGCUGAGACUCCCACCCUGAAGAGACUUCCAGAGGCUGGUCCAGCUGAUCUCGUGGUGCAGCUGCUUGGAGGGUGAGGGUGUGGUUGCUUCCCAGCUUGGAGUCCUGUUAAACGACAGCUGGCCUCUCCCAUUCACAGUAUGCAUACUGUGGGGACAGUGCUCCCUGCUCACAUCCUGAAAUCGUACAUGAUAUGUUCUUUAGGCAAAUUAAAAACUGCUGUGGCUGUGCUCACGAG
Molecule: messenger RNA, 1308 nt
Organism: Lynx canadensis (Canada lynx)
Lineage: Eukaryota; Metazoa; Chordata; Mammalia; Carnivora; Felidae
Gene: ALKBH3
Product: alkB homolog 3, alpha-ketoglutarate dependent dioxygenase
Exons: 10
Coding region: 175-1053 (292 amino acids)
Biological process (GO): DNA repair; DNA alkylation repair
Cellular component (GO): nucleus
Molecular function (GO): dioxygenase activity
Source: RefSeq, a predicted model, not a curated record